CGCUGCGUCUGUCCUGUGUACAUGGUCUCCACGCUGCGUCUGUCUAGUGUACACGGUAUCAACACUGCGUACCCUCACCACAACCGACUGGAGUACAUAGAUAGGUUAAGAUAGGUUUCGUUUGGUCAGUGUGAUACAAGACGUCACACUGAGUAUGGUUAGUUUAUUAUGAGACAUUGAAUACUCUUGCGUGGUCAUUCCUAUAAAGAGAUACAAGUUGCAUUUAUAAAAAGUGUAGUGUGGCAACUCCCUGGUGGUGGGGAGGUGAACUAUUAUAAGUAUAAACAAGGUAUAUUACUGUACAGUGCAGUGCAGUAUAUCCCACUCGUGUUAUGUUUACUGAACAAUUCAUCUCAUCAAAUUGACCGAACGAAAGUGAUUAAAAGAUACCCAUUUAGGCUGUGAUUAUCUCUAUACUCAGCUAAAAGCAAAACAAAAACAAUCUUCCUCACACGAGAAUAAAAUGCAUUUAUCCAUUCGGGAAACCCGGUUCUUGGGAUGACUCGAACGCAUUCACUAGAAAAAUACAUAGUCACGUUCAGGAGUGAUUAAAAAAAUAAAUUAUCACGUUCAAAAAUGAUUUAAAAAAUAUUAGAAACUUAAAUAAAAAAUCAAUUUCAGAAUUACCGAAAGUGAAAACAAAACGAUCCACUUAAAACGAGGUCAUUUGCUUCUUGACCAGCAUUCGAGGCAGUUUACGACUUUACGAGUUUACGCUCUUCCCAGUUGUGUGAGUGGCCAUCAGUGUACCGAGGGCGAGGGACAUCUCUCCGAACAGUGAGGAACAGAACCUAUGAGUAGUCCAUCCUUGGACAAGUCCAUUCUAGGAGAAACAAACCAUAGACAGAACUGGUUUAGGAGAAGUCCAUCCUGGGCAGAAGUCCGUCUUAGGAGGAGUCGGCCCUGGGAGAAAACAUGAGAGGAAGGAGAUGACUGUGCGCGGUUGUGUGAAGAUGAAUAGGAGUCUGUUAAGUCCUCCGAGACGGUCUGUCCUCCCCUUCCUCCUCGUGGCUACCAGCGCCUUCGUACUCUUCAUUUUCCACGGAUACACCUUAUCACUCCCUCCCCUGCCGAUCCAGCGGCGCGCGACACACACCACUAGGAGGACGAGCGACGCGGAGACCAGAGGAGACCAAGACAGAGAAGCAUGGCCCAGAAUCCUCUGCUUGAUAGUGACGUCACCACAGUACCACGAGGAGCGAGCCAUCCACGUGGCGGCCACCUGGGCCACCCACUGUACCCGCGCUGUCUUCCUCACCACCGCCAACCACACACUCCUCCCUGACACCCUCCUCACCCCUGGUGCUCCCGCCUACCACCAGCUCUGGGACAAGGUCACACAAGGGUUCCUCUGGGCUUACAAACAACAGCAGGAGUUCGACUGGGUAGUAAAGACUGACGAUGACACCUUCCUACUGGUGGAGAACCUUCGAGGGGCACUCUCCUCUCUUGAUCCUCACCAAUCUCUGGCCACUGGUGCUCUCCUCCGCACUGCAGACACUAACACGACCUUCCUCUCGGGAGGGGCGGGUUAUGUUCUCAGCCGCGGCGCCGUCGUCAGGCUGGUGGAGGAGGGACUGAAGGAUCAACAGUGCAGGAAGGCCCUCAAACUCGACUCCCGUGAGGACGUCAACAUGGGCCUCUGCCUCUCUCACGUAGGUGUGAAGCUUCUGGACUCGCGAGAUGCCUCUGGUCGACAAAGGUUUUACUUAUACCCGCCUCACAAGAUGGUCGACCCCCGCCAGACGGUCAAGAACCCCUGGCUCCAAGAGAAUUCCGUUUUUCCUCAUAAAUUCGGGUUCGCUGAGCUGAGUGAUGAGGUGAUUAGCUUCCACUACGUCGAUGCCCACACCAUAUACCUUCUCUACUAUCUCAUCUACUUCGUUAACCCCACCGUUUCCGCCUCCAUCUCCACAUUCCGUUUAGUCUCCGAGGUCCAACUCCACCCUCAGUCCCUUCCACCACCCACAAUUACGGUCACAGGCACCUCUACCCUCAGUCGUACUCAGGACCCACAGCCGCCACCCUAACGACACCACCUUCACGUUAGAUCCUACCACACGAAGUCACAACGGACGUCAGACAUCACUAAACAGGCUCAAGAACUCUUUCUGGCAAAGACUCCAUAAACAGUUCCAGGUAGGCUCUUGGAUUCUUUACAUACGAGACCUCUUAUUAUAGUAUUAAACAGGCUCUGAGAUGCUCGCCAAGUAAGCCUCCAACGCAGUUAGUCAUACAUCCUGCUCGUGGAAAAAAUUGACAAAGGAUGGUGACUUCUUUGAUUACAAUCUUCACCUACCACCAUAUAAUCAGAGGAUUUACUGGUUGAAUGUUAAAAAAAUGAAACACAUUUGAAUGAGUGAAGUUUAUGAGACUAAAAGAUCGGUGAGCUCUUUCAAGACAAGACUUGACCAACACUGGAGCGGGUUCAGGUACAUUCAGGAGCCGGUGCAUGCCCAGUGUUUGCCAACAGUGCGUGACAGAGACGUGACCGAUCGCCCAAGCGGCUAACAAGCCAAUCAGUGGCGAAGAGGAUAAAGGUAAUAUAGAUACUACUUUUUUUAUUGCAUACUUUUAAGGACUCACUCGAGAUCAUAAUUGUUUCAUAAUUAAACUCACUCAAAGGCUUUUAAAAAAAUAGUAAAUUUGUCUCAAUGAAAUGUAUCGAUAACAACUAAGAGCUGAACAUUGCACAAUGAUUGUAACUCCUCAGUAAUAUAAGGAAGGACCAGGAUCACCAGACGAACAUUAAUGAUUACUUGUAAAAUUCAUCACAAAAGAUGUAAUUGACUUCACAUCUCAGCUUAAUUGAAUUAUUCCUCUAUGAUAUAUGUCCCCUAAUAAUACUCCCUUAUAGAAUAAAGCACUAUUUACCACCUUACCUAAGUUACCUUAUGGCCACCCCAAGUAGAGGUAGUCAUGCCGAGGGAAGGAGACCAGUGUAGCACCCCUCCUUUUUUCUUAGUUUAAUCAAGGGCUAGGACAGGGCUAUUUUGAAGCUCGGUAUUAUUGGUGUGUUACCGGCUUGCUGAUAUACAGUACAUGACAUCCUGAACACAGUGACGUUGUGUCAGGAGGCGAUUCUUGCCCCACACUACCAUUUUCAAAGUAGCUGUGAUUGAUGCCGGCUACAACCCCAGCUGGUCUACAGCGCCCUGUACUACGACCUAGUUCUCGAAUUUGACCUUGGCCAUCACGACCCUCUUGUAUUGCAACUAAUGUAUUACUAUCCUGAGGCACUCCUGCAGGGGUAAGAGGGUUUUCCUCGGCGUUUUCAGUGAGUUUAGGAUCACGAUAAAAAAACAGACGUAAAUGAGUGAUGUAUUGAUUCUUUAAUAAAAUGAGUUUUAAUAUGUA
Molecule: messenger RNA, 3357 nt
Organism: Homarus americanus (American lobster)
Lineage: Eukaryota; Metazoa; Arthropoda; Malacostraca; Decapoda; Nephropidae
Product: glycoprotein-N-acetylgalactosamine 3-beta-galactosyltransferase 1-like
Exons: 7
Coding region: 930-2030 (366 amino acids)
Cellular component (GO): membrane
Molecular function (GO): N-acetylgalactosaminide beta-1,3-galactosyltransferase activity
Source: RefSeq, a predicted model, not a curated record